AGUCACGCGAGCUUCAGAACGGGAUCUUAGCUUCGCGUCUCGUCGUUCCGGCCGCCGCCGCCGCCGUCGCCAUCAUGGUGCGGAAGCUCAAGUUCCACGAGCAGAAGCUGCUGAAGCAGGUGGACUUCCUGAACUGGGAAGUGACCGACCACAACCUGCACGAGCUGCGCGUGCUGCGGCGGUACCGGCUGCAGCGGCGCGAGGAGUACACGCGCUACAACCAGCUGAGCCGCGCGGUGCGCGAGCUGGCGCGGCGGCUGCGCGACCUGCCCGAGCGCGACCCGUUCCGCGCACGCGCGUCGGCCGCGCUGCUGGGCAAGCUGUACGCGCUGGGCCUGGUGCCCACGCGCGGCUCGCUGCAGCUCUGCGACGCCGUCACCGCCUCCGCCUUCUGCCGCCGCCGCCUGCCCACCGUCCUGCUCAAGCUGCGCAUGGCCCAGCACCUGCAGGCCGCCGUGGCCUUCGUGGAGCAGGGCCACGUCCGCGUGGGCCCCGAGGUGGUCACCGACCCCGCCUUCCUCGUCACCCGCAGCAUGGAGGAUUUUGUCACCUGGGUCGACUCGUCCAAGAUCAAGCGGCACGUGCUGGAGUACAACGAGGAGCGCGACGAUUUCGAUCUGGACGCCUAGUGGGUCUCCCCGCUCCGACCUUCCUCUGUUCCCCUCCCUCCCCUGCCCACAGCCGCCUCUGACAGAUGGGUAAACUGAGGCCAGAGACGCUGAGUCUGCCGCUCUCCAAGGGUGUGUUCACCGAUCGUGGGGCCUCCCCUCACCACAGCUGCCUCUGACGUGGGGGACACCGAGGCCGGAGAUGCUGCGUCUGCCCUCCCCGAGAGUGUGUUCACUGAUGGUGAGGCCUCCCUCUCGCCUCAGCUGCCUUUGACAAAUGGGUAAACUGAGGCCAGAGACGCUGAGUCUGUCCUCCCCAAGACUGUUGAGCGUGGGACCUUCCUCUUGCCAUAACUACUAUUGACGGAACUGAGGCCGGACACGCUGAGUCUGCCCUCCACGAGUGUGUGUUCACCGAUCGUGGGUCCUCCUUCGCCACAGCUGCCUCUGACAGAUGGGGAAAUUGAGGGCAGAAACUGAGUCCUCGAAAGCGUUCACCGACCGUGGACCCAUUAGCAAAUGGGGAACCGAGACGAGAGCCGCUGAGAGAGUAUUAGUGAAUUGCAGCUCCUGAACUUCGAGCCACAGACCUCAAGUACUUGGGGGUAGGGAAUAUCGUCUCUGUUACCCAUGAGAUUUUCUUACAACUUGGACAACUAGAUUUAAAUGACCACCUUUGGGACACACUGGGAAACAGUUUGUACUGCAAAGUGGAUUUUUUUUUUUAACUUCUUGGGGCCAAAAUGGUGUAAAUAGCCCCUGCUCCCCCUCCUUUGUCGUUUUGAAUCAGGACUGUUUGGGGUUCAGUUUAUUUAAUUGGACACUUACUCCCUUCUGAGAUUCAGCUAUGUACAGUUGGCGAGUUUGGGCUUAAGUUUCCAUAAAACAAGUGGGGAGUUUAAUAUUCAAGGUCCUCUUCCUCUUAAGAAGCAAUGUUAUUUCCCCCCAAUAUCAAUAAAUGGCCAUAGUCUCUGCAA
This is a messenger RNA of Dipodomys spectabilis (banner-tailed kangaroo rat), 1585 nucleotides long. It is a transcript of the gene Imp3, whose product is annotated as IMP U3 small nucleolar ribonucleoprotein 3. Bases 75 to 629 code for a protein of 184 amino acids. The transcript has a single exon. Gene Ontology annotation, cellular component: small-subunit processome; Mpp10 complex; small ribosomal subunit. Gene Ontology annotation, molecular function: snoRNA binding; structural constituent of ribosome; rRNA binding. Gene Ontology annotation, biological process: rRNA processing. NCBI's taxonomy places the organism in Eukaryota, Metazoa, Chordata, Mammalia, Rodentia, Heteromyidae. The record is from RefSeq and is a predicted model, not a curated record.